Messenger RNA from Anoplopoma fimbria (sablefish), 2574 nucleotides. Its product is annotated as transcription factor 4-like. Gene Ontology annotation, biological process: regulation of transcription by RNA polymerase II. Gene Ontology annotation, molecular function: DNA-binding transcription factor activity, RNA polymerase II-specific; protein dimerization activity; RNA polymerase II cis-regulatory region sequence-specific DNA binding. The transcript is spliced from 20 exons. Lineage: Eukaryota; Metazoa; Chordata; Actinopteri; Perciformes; Anoplopomatidae. The record is from RefSeq and is a predicted model, not a curated record. The coding region runs from base 30 to 2165 and encodes 711 amino acids. Gene Ontology annotation, cellular component: transcription regulator complex.
UUAGGUCCGUGAGAUUUUGCUUUUAAAAAAUGCAUCAUCAACAGCGGAUGGCAGCUCUGGGAACCGACAAGGAGCUGAGCGACUUGCUGGAUUUCAGCGCGAUGCGAAACAGCGAUUUGAAAAUGUUCCCAACAUCCAUGAUGUUUUCCCCUCCUGUUAGCAGUGGAAAGAACGGGCCGACCUCCCUGGGGAGUGGACAUUUCUCCGGCUCAAAUAUGGAAGAGAGAACGAGUGCAGGGUCAUGGGCGAGUGGAAGUCGUUCUUCCAAGAGUUAUGCAGAUGGAUCCCAGUACAUGGCGUCACAUGAUAGCAUCUCACCUCCGUACGCCAUCUCCAGCCGCCUCACAGGUAAAACAGAGAGGAGCUCGUACUCGUACGGCAGAGAGUCCAACCCGCACUGCCACCAGUCGAUACUGGGAGGCGAGAUGGGUUUGGGGAGUCCCGGCGCAGCAUCGCCCACCAAGCCGGCCGGUCAGUACUACCAGCACUACGGCUCCAACCCGCGGAGGAGAACGCUGCCUAUGGACGCCAUGGAGGUUCAUCCAAAGAAAGUGCGGAAGGUCCCUCCUGGCUUGCCGUCCUCAGUGUACGCUCCGUCUGCCAGUACAGCAGACUACAACAGGGACUCACCGGGCUAUCCCUCCUCCAAACCUCCCAGCUCUGGCUUCCCGAGCUCGUUCUUCAUGCCAGACGGUCACCACACCGGCGACCCCUGGAGCAGCAGUAGUAGCAGCAUGAGCCAGCAGGGUUACCACGGCAGCAUGCUAGGGGGCGGGAACUCGUCCCACGGCCCCGCCCAGAGCUCCUCCUACUGCGGGAUUCACCCACACGACAGAUUGAGCUAUCCGUCGCACUCGUCUGCGGACAUCAAUUCCAGCCUCCCCCCCAUGUCCAGCUUCCACCGAGGGGCUGGGGGAGGAGGAGGAGGAGGAGGCAGCGGGGGAGGAGGCAACCACUACAGCACUGCCUCGUGCACCGCCUCCACCAACGGCACAGAAAGUCACAUGGCGAACCGAGCGCCAAGUGCAGCAGCCAGCAGCUCUCAGACAGGAGACGCCUUAGGGAAAGCACUCGCAUCCAUCUACUCUCCGGACCAUACGAACAACAGCUUCUCGUCCAAUCCCUCCACACCAGUCGGCUCCCCGCCCUCCCUCACAGCUGCCAGUUCAGCUGUCUGGUCGAGGAACGGCGGACAGGGACCGUCGUCGCCAAACUACGAGGCUCCGUUGCACUCCCUGCAAAGUCGCAUCGAGGACCGUCUGGAGCGUUUGGACGAUGCCAUCCACGUGCUGCGGAGCCACGCGGUGGGACCGUCGACGGGGAUGGCCGGCGGGCACGGUGACAUGCACAACCUCAUCGGGGCCGCACACACACACAACGGCGCCAUGGGCGCUCUGAGCAGCGGCUACGGUUCAGGACUGCUGUCGGCCAACAGACACUCCCUCAUGGGGGGCUCUCACAGAGAAGAUGGCGGUGGAGUGGGCCCCUUGCGAGGCGGACACUCGAUGGCGGGCCAGGGGCCUCAGCUGCCGGGUCAGUCGGCCACGUCGCCGGACCUCAAUCAGCCCGACCCGUACCGCGCCCUGUCUGGAGGCCUUCAGGGCCAGAGCGCCUCCUCCGUCAGCUCGGAGAUCAAGUCAGAGGACGAGGGGGACGAGAACCUCCUGCAGGACCCAAAGUCCAUGGAGGCCAAGAAGGAUGACGGCGACAGCAAGGACCUUAAAUCAAUUGAGAGCAACCAAGACGACGAGGACCUGUCUCCAGAGCAGAAGAUGGAGAGGGAGAGGGAACGGAGGAUGGCGAACAACGCCCGGGAGCGCCUGCGGGUCCGCGACAUCAACGAGGCGUUCAAGGAGCUGGGCAGGAUGGUGCAGCUGCACCUGAAGAGCGACAAACCUCAGACCAAGUUACUGAUCCUGCACCAGGCUGUGGCCGUCAUCCUCAGUCUGGAGCAGCAAGUCCGAGAGCGGAACCUGAACCCCAAGGCGGCCUGUCUGAAGCGGCGCGAAGAGGAGAAGGUCAACGUGGCAUCGGACGGGGCUCCCCUCUCACUGGCCGCCGCGCACCACGCCGCCGCCGCCGUGAUGGGCGACGGGUCGAACCCCCUGGGACAAAUGUCCAAGGUGCCAGAGUUCAUCAAGAUGAUGAGUGACCACUUCCUCUGACAGCGUUUCCAUGACAACCCGGAAAUCGAUCGACACCCCCCUCCCCCGAUCUCUGGAUCUUCGACCUGACCAAUCAGAUCAGCCUCCUUCUCCCUCCCCUCGUCUCUCUCUUAUCCUCCUCAUCACCUUCGUCUCCCUCUUCUAUCGAGAACAAGAACUGCAGAGUCACAUUAGUCGCUUUCGUCACUUUGCAUCUCCAGCCGAAGUGAACUGGAUGCUGCUUUGUGGAGACGUUAAGCGGCCGCUGUAACAUGGCUGCUACAAAGUAGUGGUUUGUUUGAGCUUUUGACACAAAGUGACAGUGAUGGACAAGUCUUUGGAAUCACAUCAUCCAAGAAAUUCUUCUUCUUGUACUACUUGUUUUAACAGCAUUCCCAGUUUUAAAGAACAAAAGGGUUCUAUAUAUAGU